This is a messenger RNA of Poecilia latipinna (sailfin molly), 3218 nucleotides long. Its product is annotated as LIM/homeobox protein Lhx8. Gene Ontology annotation, cellular component: nucleus. The record is from RefSeq and is a predicted model, not a curated record. Lineage: Eukaryota; Metazoa; Chordata; Actinopteri; Cyprinodontiformes; Poeciliidae. Gene Ontology annotation, molecular function: DNA-binding transcription factor activity, RNA polymerase II-specific; RNA polymerase II transcription regulatory region sequence-specific DNA binding. The transcript has 9 exons. Gene Ontology annotation, biological process: neuron differentiation; regulation of transcription by RNA polymerase II; forebrain neuron development. Bases 266 to 1360 code for a protein of 364 amino acids.
AUGAUCCGCCCUCCACAAACUGCUCGGAGCAGACUGAGUGACAGACUGAAACACACAGGAGACCGGCAGGACAGAGAGAAAGAAGGGAGGAAGGAAAGAAACAAAGGCAAGAAAGGAAGAGAGUAAGGAACAAAGAAAGAAAGACGCAAAGAGGAAAAGAAAAAAGAAAGGGGGAAAAAAGGAAUAAAGAAGAGAACGUUCCUAACUUUGGGAAGCGGGACUUUUUUUUUUUUCUUCUUUUUCUUUUUCCGUGCUGGACGCAGACAUGCGCUGGAAAAGUGAAGUCAAAGUGGAAUGCUGCGCCGUGAACGACAGCGAGAGCGGAUCUCUGCUGUCCAACGGCGAGCUUCUCGUCAUGUGUGAGGACUGCAAGGGAGACGGAGAGCUGCCGGACAAGUGCGCCGAGGACGGGAGGGACAUGAUGGGCGCGCCAGUGGAAGUUUUGGAUGAAGAGACUUCAUCUCCGCCGGCGAUGGCCUCUGCGCCUCUGCUGGGCAGAAGUGUGUGCGCCAACUGCAACGAGGAGAUAGUGGAUAAAUAUUUAUUAAAGGUUAACGACUUGUGCUGGCAUGUGCGCUGUCUCUCCUGCAGCGUGUGCCAGACCUCGCUUGGCAGCCACGCGAGCUGCUACAUCAAGGAGAAGGAGGUUUUCUGCAAACUGGAUUACUUCAGACGUUACGGCACCUGGUGCGCGUGCUGCGGCAGGAACAUCCACUCCACAGACUGGGUCCGCAGGGCCAAGGGCAACGUCUAUCACCUGGCCUGCUUCGCCUGCUUCUCCUGCAAGAGGCAGCUCUCCACCGGGGAGGAGUUCGCCCUGGUGGAGGGCAAAGUGCUCUGCAGGGUCCAUUACGACUGCAUGCUGGACAACCUCAAGAGGGCCGUGGAAAAAGGAAACAGUGUUAAUAUGGAGGGAGCCGUGCCAACGGAACAAGAAAUCAAUCAGCCGAAACCAUCCAAGAGAGCUCGCACCAGCUUCACAGCCGACCAGCUGCAGGUGAUGCAGGCUCAGUUCGCUCAGGACAACAACCCUGAUGCUCAAACUCUGCAGAAGCUGGCGGAGCAGACUGGCCUCAGUCGAAGAGUCAUACAGGUCUGGUUCCAGAACUGCCGAGCUCGCCACAAAAAGCACGUGAGCCCCAAUCACACCUCCAGCACCCCCAUGGCCUCCCUGCAGACCGGCCGCCUGCCCCAGCCCACCCCGACCCCUGAAGAGCUGCAGUACACGGCCUACGGCGGCCCAGAAGGCUCAAUGCUCUCAGCGCUACACUCCUUCAUUGACAUACACUCUCCUCCCUCCAUGUUUCAGCCGCUGCUGCCUGCCCACGCCAUGACCUCCUUGCCUGUGUCUCACGCCUAGCUGCUCUCUCGCUCUCUCUCACACACACACACACACACACACACAGCUUCAGACCUCACCAGCGUUUCUUCUCCAUAACCAGAUGCAGUAUUUUGAUGCUCAAGGUAAAUCUGAUUUGAUGUUCAUCGUUUCAUCUCAUCAUUUCAUUUAAACUUCAACAAAUUCAUCCUUCCAUGUUGGUAUUAAAAAAAAAAACAUAAAACAAACAAACAAACAAAAAAAAAACACUGUUGAAGACCAUGACUUACAGUCCUCUGUGUACUGUAUAAUGUGGAAAUGCAAAGUUUUCAGUGUACCUCAUAGAGCUGUGACACAUGGCAGUAUACUUGUUUAUGUUGUUGUUGACGAUGUCUGACUGUGUUACUCCAUGUGAAAGCCGAAAGGCUCUAAAACUCCGUAUGAAGGUGAACCCGAAUUUGUUUUGUAUAAAUGUUGCAAUUUAAUUUAUUGUAUGUGAAGUUUCUGUUUCAAGAAUAAAGAACUAAUUUCACAAACCUCAAGGAAAUGAUUGAAAACCUACAAAUUGUGUUGACAUCUCUGCACAGCACGGCAUUUUAUUGUUUUACAAAACAUAUUAGCUUAUGGAUCCUACAAGAACAUUUUCCACAUGCAAUUCUAGAUUUUCAGUCCUGCACAUUACAAACAUUUAAACUCGUUUUCACGUCUGACAGCUCAGAGCUAUGCAUCUUCACAAUUUUUUUUUUUUUUUUUUAAUUCUGAAGAGAUUCUGAAAGAAAACGGAGUCCAAUCUUACUAGCAGGGAGGAUUUACUUGUGUCUACUUGCAGACUGUGGUUGACCAAAAGAAUCUUAUUUUCAGACAUGGGAGGGAGCGGAGGGCAUAUAAAAACAAAGUUUUACCACAGUUAUCAGAUCUGAAGUAUUCCCCCCCCCCCGGUGGGAAUGAGACUAGGUCCCAGCUACACGCACAACAACGAGGAGAGAUGUACGAUUCAACUGGGAGCGCAGCCGCUAUUCAGCGCAACACCGAAAAUGACAACAUGUCACAUGUGCGCCAUGCCCCACUGAGGCGCUGCAUGCUUCGUUUGUCCUGUUCCUCAUCCACAAGAACUGUUGUUGUGCUCUUUACUGAACGGCUUCAUGUCCCGGCGUGUUCAGCUCAAACGGAUGCCGUGGGUGUGUGUAAAGUCUGGCAGCGCUGUCACUCUGAGGUACCAUGAGGGCAGGCUCUCAUGUGUGACACACACACACACACACACACACACACACACACACACACACACACACACACACACACGCUCAAGGGAAAGACUCACAAACGUGAGUUGACUUUAAAGAGUCAGAGAGAUUAAAAUCAUUUAAAUAACAGAUGCAUAAGUCCACCCUGGAUAAGAAAGAAAUUAAGCAGAACAGAGUGUUUUGAGACUCAGAGGACAGCUAAGAUGCUCAUUUAUUCAACGUUUUUCCAAAAAAAUAAAUAAAUAAAUAAAUAAAAAAAAAUAACGGACAUAAAACUUUACAUCUUAUUCUCUACUCUAGAAUUAGUCUCAAAGGGUAAAGACAUAAAAGGAUGCAUCUUACUGGGUUUUACAAUCAAACACAGUUAAACGAACAAACUUCCAACUACAUCUAGCACAUAGGUGGGAGGAAACUGCUUUGAACUGGGCUCAGAACUCCUACAAGAGUAAGUCAGCAGCUCUUUUUAGGAUGCAGUGAAAGAACAGUAUCGGACUUUGAAAAGUUGUGUAAAAUAUUCACAGUUUGAGAUAUAAUUUACUGCAGUCGCAAUAAAAAAGGGUCGGUUGUACUGCAAGCGCCUUACAGCAUUUGACUGAUUUUUAAAGUGGCAUCAGUUUGGUAAGGAUGUCAGUUUAGCUGAGAAAAGCCACGCCACCUCA